Molecule: messenger RNA, 3074 nt
Organism: Glycine soja
Lineage: Eukaryota; Viridiplantae; Streptophyta; Magnoliopsida; Fabales; Fabaceae
Product: protein phosphatase 2C 29-like
Exons: 4
Coding region: 221-2482 (753 amino acids)
Biological process (GO): protein dephosphorylation
Molecular function (GO): protein serine/threonine phosphatase activity
Source: RefSeq, a predicted model, not a curated record
UCACUUACUCACUAUUCAGUUUCUCUCAGUCGUUUCUUUUUCUUUUCUCUUUGUUUUGUUUUGUUUUAUUUUUGCUUCGCUCACCCUUCUGACCUUUCUUACCUUGUCUCUCUCUCUCGUUCUUUCUUUCUUCCUUUUCAAUUUCGAGAGAGAGAGAGAGAGAGAGAGGGUGAGUUUCUGAGUUGGGUUGGGUUGAGUCGUUCGGCGCAACUCAAAUGUGAUGGGAAGCAAUGGAUUCUGCAACCUUUUUUCUUGCUUCAAAGCCUCCUCCAACCACACUCCUAACCACAACCAUAACCAAAACCAGCUGGUGUUUGCGGAGACGGAGCCAUUGGACGAAACCCUAGGCCACUCUUUCUGCUACGUUAGAUCUUCCGCUCGCUUUCUCUCUCCCUCCCAUUCCGAUCGCAUCCUCUCUCCCUCCAACUCCCUCCGCUUCUCCCCUUCUCACCCCCCCGAUUUACCCGAAACCGCAUUCAAGGCCAUUUCCGGCGCCUCCGUCAGCGCCAACAGCUCCGUCCCCAAAACCGUCCUCCAGACCGACGAUGACGAUGGCGAUGACACCGCCGUCAAUGGCUUCAAAGGAACGUCUUCGUUUAGCGCCCUCCCGCUCCAGCCUGUUCCAAGAGGUGGAGGAGCUGAAGAUAGAGAGAGGCGGGCGUUCUUCCUCUCGGGGCCAAUUGAGAGCGGCACGGUCUCCGGACCCCUCGACGACGCCGUUUCGAGCUCCGAGGGAGUGCCCUUCUCUGCUCCGCUAGGUGGUUCAGUCUAUGUGAAGAAGAAGCGGAAGAAGAGCAUUGCGGGGUUGAGAAAAGCCUUCCAGAGGAGUCUCUCUGAGAAGAAGCGCCCCUGGGUGGUUCCGAUGGAAAGGAAGGGGAAGACGGAGGCAAAAGACGAGAGCGAAACCGAGAGCAAUGUGCAGUGGGCGCUGGGAAAAGCAGGGGAGGACCGUGUGCAUGUGGUUGUAUCGGAAGAACAGGGUUGGUUGUUCGUGGGGAUUUACGACGGUUUCAAUGGUCCUGACGCGCCCGAGUUUCUCAUGGGUAAUCUCUACCGUGCACUUCACAAAGAGCUCCAGGGUUUGUUUUGGGAGCUUGAGGAGCCAGAGCCGCAGGUGCAGGGAACUAAUCCUGCACCUGCGGUUGAGGAUAAUGAGGCUGAAUCCCACAAUGACGGGGAGGUUGAAAAAGAGUCUAAUUCUAAUUCUCUCCAAGGAUCGGUUAAGAGAGUGACGUUUCAAGCGGAGGGAACUGAGAGUAGGAGGAGGAGGUUGUGGGAGUUUUUGGCUGAGGAUGAUGAUGAUGCUGAGGACGGGCUUGAUCUUUCAGGGUCUGAUAGGUUUGGGUUUACGGUGGAUGAUGCUCUCAGUGUUAGCAAGGAGGGUUCGGGGGGUAGUAGGCGGUGGUUGAUUUUGUCUAAGUUGAAGCAUGGGUUGUCGAGGCACAGGGAGGGUCAUGGGAGGAGGUUGUUCCCGUGGAGCUUGGGCGUGGGGGCGGAGGAGAAGAAGGUUGAGGAGGAAAAUCCGGUGGCGGAGAAGGAGGAGGAGAAAAAGGGUCGUGGUGGGAGGAAGAGGAAGGUGGGGCCUGUGGAUCAUGAGUUGGUUUUGAGGGCGUUGUCUCGGGCGCUUGAGAUGACCGAGCUUGCAUAUUUGGAUAUGACGGAUAAGCUUAUUGAUACCAAUCCGGAGCUUGCUUUGAUGGGUUCGUGUCUGUUGGUUGUGUUGAUGAGGGAUGAGGAUGUUUAUGUGAUGAAUGUCGGGGAUAGCCGGGCCAUUGUGGCACAUUAUGAGUGUGAAGAGGUUCAUGCUAGUAAGGAAUCUGGAGGCGGUGCAGACGUUGAGUCAAGUGAGGAGUGCAUAGUGGAGGAGAACUUAGCUCCGGAAGAAGGUGCUGUUGUGUUGGGGAAUGAGGGUCCCGCUCAAGAAAGGAGGUUGGUUGCAUUGCAGCUCUCCACUGACCACAGCACCAGCAUUGAAGAGGAAGUUGUUAGGAUUAAGAAUGAACAUCCUGAUGAUAACCGAUGUAUUGUAAAUGAUAGAGUAAAAGGCCGUCUUAAGGUCACUAGAGCUUUUGGAGCUGGAUUUUUGAAACAGCCGAAGUGGAAUGAUGUGGUACUAGAAAUGUUUCGAAAUGAAUAUAUUGGCACAGCUCCAUAUAUAUCCUGCUGCCCUUCAUUACGUCACCAUAGAUUAUGCCCAAGAGAUCAGUUCUUGAUCCUCUCAUCUGAUGGGUUGUAUCAAUAUCUUAGCAAUCAGGAAGUGGUUUCUGAAGUUGAGAGUUUCGUGGAAAAGUUUCCGGAUGGAGAUCCUGCCCAGCAUUUAAUAGAGGAGCUGCUCCUUCGUGCAGCUAAAAAAGCUGGAAUGGAUUUCCAUGAGUUGCUGGAUAUCCCUCAAGGAGAUCGGAGGAAGUACCAUGAUGAUGUUACCGUUAUGGUGGUAUCACUCGAAGGAAGAAUCUGGAAAUCAUCAGGGAAGUAUCCGUGAGAUCUUAUUCAACUCCCUGUUGUCUGUAUACAUAUUUGAGGUGCCUUGAAGCCAGUGCCAAACUUUCCAACUUGACCCAUUUUUCAUGGGUCUUUUUAGAUGUUCAUUCUUGUCUAACAAAAUAAGUUGUGAAUAGAAGAAUCUCAAUAUUAAAUGGCAAGAGGCCACCGGCAGAGCUCUAUCCAGAAUUUAAACGAGCUUGGGAAUGGGCGUUGCGGACAGGUCUUGGGAAGUCUCUUUAGGAGAAAGAACAAUGUAAAGCCUUUUUAAACUGUUCUUUUUUUGUUCCAGUCGUAGUCUAUCUCUUUCCCCAACUAUUGUCCAGGUUUAUUGAGAUGAAAAAUGAGAGAAAUUUUGAGUAGCUGAGGCUCUUUUCUUUUCUUUUUCUUUUUGCUCUUUUUCUUUCUCUUGCUAAGGCCAAGAGAAUUUGGGUGUAUAUUGGUGGGGAUACAAAUGUACUGACUGAACUUAGAGCAGUCACUAGUCAGAUAAAAAUAUGUAAUUGAAGGUGGAUUUCUACCAUUGCGGAUGAACAUGAUUCUGAAUUAGAGAUCUUAAUGAUCAUUGCAUUUAAAAGUGUUAUAGAAUGAAA